Molecule: messenger RNA, 2340 nt
Organism: Eublepharis macularius
Lineage: Eukaryota; Metazoa; Chordata; Lepidosauria; Squamata; Eublepharidae
Gene: SRP19
Product: signal recognition particle 19
Exons: 5
Coding region: 181-615 (144 amino acids)
Biological process (GO): SRP-dependent cotranslational protein targeting to membrane; SRP-dependent cotranslational protein targeting to membrane, signal sequence recognition
Cellular component (GO): signal recognition particle, endoplasmic reticulum targeting
Molecular function (GO): 7S RNA binding
Source: RefSeq, a predicted model, not a curated record
UGGGAAAGAACCACUUUCGUGCUGUACGCGCUGUCCUUUUGAGUGACAGUUAAGGGACCCAAUGGCAUAAGGCAACAUCGUCGAUGAGGAGCGGGAUCUCCGGUUGCGUUUCUCCUGCCCCGAGCCCGCCUGCUCCGUGGCGCUCCAGAUACAGGGAGGGGGCUGUGGUGUGCCGAGGCCAUGGCUUGGCCUGCGACCUCGCUGCCCACCGACAAGUCUCGGUUCAUUUGUAUAUAUCCAGCCUACAUAAAUAACAAGAAGACAAUAGCAGAAGGAAGAAGAAUUUCUCUUGAUAAAGCUGUUGAAAAUCCUACAUCUACAGAAAUCCAAGAUGUAUGUGCAGCAGCUGGACUUAAUGUUCUUUUGGAGAAAAACAAAAUGUAUCCCAGAGAGUGGAACCGUGAUGCUCAGUAUAGGGGCAGAGUGCGGAUUCAGCUGAAGCAGGAAGAUGGCAAUCUGUGUUUUCCUCAGUUUCCAACACGUAAGGCAGUGAUGCUUUAUGCAGCAGAAACAAUCCCCAAACUGAAAACAAGGACACAAAAAAUGGGUGGUAGUGACCAAAGUCUACAGCAAGGAGAAGGGGGCAAAAAAGGCAAAGGGAAAAAGAAGAAAUGAGUGGCUGGCACUAGAAGAACAUGAAUGGAUUGGGGCAAAAUAACCAGGGAGGCUUCUGACCUGAAGAUGGAAAAAAACAAGCAAGAACUGCUGAAGCUUCUUUGUAGACAAUGACCAAACUGGAACAAUAAUUUACAUAUUUUGUGUUACAGAUGAUCUGAAAGCCAGAACAUCAGCUUUUUCAAUCCAGAGUAUGAAAAAUGAGCAUCUUGUCUAUUUUUAGUGUAAAAAAAAAAUCAAAAUUUAAAACUGGAUGCUGCUAAUGCUCAAAGCUAGUGGAACAGUCCAAUCUAUAUUGGUAACAGUGAUGCUGGGCAAGUGUUAUGUUGCACUUCUAAACUGAGUUUCAUUUAUUGUUUAAAAAUAAAGGAAAUGCCUGCCAUUUGGAACCUAAUAAAACCAUCAUUUUAAUAAACUCCAGACAGUUAGCAAAAUCAGGGUCCUGUGUCACCUUAAAAGUCUAGCUCCUUUUUAUGCUAGCAAAUGCUUUGGACUAGAACUCACUGCGUUGGAUGAAGUGGGCUCAAAUCCAUGAAAUCUUCUGCUAGCAUAACAAUGAGUUAAGUCUUUGAAGUGCUGGAAGACUAGUUUGUUUUCAGUCAGUAAGUUAAGCUGAUGCGUAACAUUUGAUUUAUGUACUGCUCUUCAGGACAACUAAAUUCCCACUCAGAGCGGUUUACAAAGAAUAUUAUUAACCCCACAACAAAACACCCUGUGAGGUGGGUGGGGCUGAGAGAGCUCCAGAGAGCCGUGACUAGCCCAAGGUCACCCAGCUGACUUCAAGUGGAGGAGUGGGGAACCAAACCGGGUUCUCCAGAUUAGAGUCCCACACUCUUAACCACUACACCAAGCUGGCUCUCCAAUGUACAUUACAGUAGAUCAAUUUCUGGCUACAUCUAGAUGGGUCUGAAUAACAAGAUUUAAAUCCUGUGUUCAUCUGUCUCUGUUCUAGUUGUAUAUAACUUGCAUGUUCAGUGUGAGCUGUAAUGCUGCAGUUAGUGAAAUACCAGCAUUCUGUGGUACUCAGAAAUUUAUCCCACGUGUGAAAAUGUUGAUAGUAACCCUAAAACAAUUGCUGGGAACUUAUGUUGAUGUUUCCAUCAUCAUAUUCCUAAUGGUUUAGCAUAUUUGCCUUCUUAUUUUUUUAAGACUAUGGUUACUACUGUUUCUUUUUUUAAUUUUUUUUUGAAGUUUUCAAUUUUAACACCCAAAGAAGAAGGAAAACACAGCAACAUACUACUGUUUCUUAACAUAGAUUACAAGUGGUCUACAUGCUCAUGCAUGUAGCUUAAAAGUGGUCUGCAUGCUCCUCUGCUACCUAAUUUGCCCAAAUAUUUAUUGGUCAAGGAUACUAUGCAAGUGAACACCAGGAUGGAAAGCAGCUGCAGCUCUUGCGCGUUCUGAGAAUAGGCUAGAUAGACAGAUUUACUGUCUGAGCCCACAUGGAAGCUAACAGAAAGCUUGUCUUAAUGUGAAGCCAAGUGUUAUAAGUGACUGAAGCUUCUACUUCAUGCACAUCUCCACUGACUGGUAUUUCUGAUUUUAAUAAAUGCUGUCAAAGUUUGAGCUGUAAGUCAAGUAAAGGCUACACAAAGAAAGCCAAAGACCACCUAAAUGCUACAUUGCUAUAAAUGUAUAUAGCAUGAUACAGGAUAAAAUGCUCUCUUAAAAGAAGAUGGUUGAUAUUGAAGUCUACUGGAUUAAAGGGCUGCCUUGCAAAAUAUA